Antrostomus carolinensis (chuck-will's-widow) is the source of this 689-nucleotide messenger RNA. Its product is annotated as teneurin-4. The record is from RefSeq and is a predicted model, not a curated record. The transcript has a single exon. The annotation marks the transcript as partial. Gene Ontology annotation, biological process: neuron development; heterophilic cell-cell adhesion. Gene Ontology annotation, cellular component: neuron projection. Gene Ontology annotation, molecular function: protein homodimerization activity; cell adhesion molecule binding; protein heterodimerization activity. Lineage: Eukaryota; Metazoa; Chordata; Aves; Caprimulgiformes; Caprimulgidae.
UCAAUUUUGGGGGUCCAAUGUGAAGUGCAGAAGCAGCUGAAAGCCUUUGUCACUCUUGAGCGCUUCGAACAGAUCUACAGCUCCAGCAUCGCUGGGUGCCGGCAGGUCAAGAAGAACAAGAACUUUGCCUCUGGAGGCUCUAUCUUCGGCAAAGGGGUCAAAUUCGCCAUGAAGGAUGGGCGCGUGGCCACCGACAUUAUCAGUGUGGCCAACGAGGAUGGACGGAGGAUUGCAGCCAUCUUGAACAAUGCCCAUUACCUGGAGAACUUGCACUUCACCAUCGACGGAGUGGACACGCACUAUUUCAUUAAGCAAGGGCCAUCAGAGGGUGAUCUGUCCAUCCUGGGCCUCAGUGGCGGGCGGAGAACCCUGGAGAACGGCGUGAAUGUGACAGUGUCCCAGAUUAACACAGUGCUAGGUGGAAGGACUAGACGUUACACGGACAUCCAACUCCAGUAUGGUGCGCUGUGUCUAAACACUCGCUACGGGACCACCUUGGAUGAGGAGAAGGCCCGUGUCCUAGAGCUGGCCCGACAGCGUGCUGUCACCCAAGCUUGGUCCCGGGAACAGCAGAGACUGCGGGAUGGGGAGGAGGGUAUUCGCUCGUGGACAGAAGGGGAGAAGCAACAAGUGCUAAACACGGGCCGGGUACAGGGCUACGACGGCUAUUUUGUGAUCUCAGUGGAGCA